Molecule: messenger RNA, 6387 nt
Organism: Rattus rattus (black rat)
Lineage: Eukaryota; Metazoa; Chordata; Mammalia; Rodentia; Muridae
Gene: Sec24a
Product: SEC24 homolog A, COPII coat complex component
Exons: 23
Coding region: 247-3516 (1089 amino acids)
Biological process (GO): intracellular protein transport; endoplasmic reticulum to Golgi vesicle-mediated transport; COPII-coated vesicle cargo loading
Cellular component (GO): endoplasmic reticulum exit site; COPII vesicle coat
Molecular function (GO): zinc ion binding; SNARE binding
Source: RefSeq, a predicted model, not a curated record
GCCUCCGAGCCCGGCGUUCGCAGCCCCGCCGGCCUGACUCCGGAGCCUCUCCGAGCCCAGGCCGGGUCGUGGCCGCCGGCGGGCUGAAGAGACCGAGACGCCAUGCCUCGACUUUGACGCGCCACCCCUGUGUGUUCCGCUUCUCCGGUUUCAGCUCCCUUCCCUCGGCUUUCCUGUUGGAGCUCUUAGGAUCGACGCUGCGGUCGACCCCGACGGCUCUGUCCUACCCUGAGAUCCCCGGGCGCCAUGGCCCAGCCCAGGAUCCCGGCUGCCCGCGGCGCCGCAGCCGGCCUCCAGGCCCAGAACGGAGCCGCCUCAGCCUCGGGGUCUCCCUACACCAACGGUCCUGUCCAACAUACACUGAUGUCUUCACAAGUAUCACUGAGCCAAGGAUAUGAUUCCCAAAUUCCAGGAUCCUACCCUCAUCCAAUGCCAGCAAAGACUUUGAAUCCAUUCUCUGCACAGUCGAACUAUGGUGGUUCUCAGGGAUCUGGACAGACUCUUAAUAGUCCACUUGUGACUUCCAGUCCAGUACCACCCUCACUUCAUAGUGGUCCUGUUCCCCGAAUGGCACUACCUACUUCUCAGAACCCAGCUGCUACACCAAUGCCUUCUGGUAGCUUUCCUCCUGGAACCAACCCCGCCCCACCUCUGAAUUGGCAAUAUAACCACCCAUCCACAGGACCACAGACCAAUCAUUUUCCUCAUGUAGCUCAGCCAACUAUACCUGGGAAUACAGAUUUCACAGCAGAUCAUCAGUAUGUUUCUUCUGGAGACCCUGCACUUCAAACCAGCUUCAAAAAGCCAGGUUCUGCACUUCCCUUACAGAAUCCACCUCUGCCUCCCACUUUUCAGCCAGGAGCCCCUCCUGGGCCUCCUCCAGCUGGAGGCCCGCCUCCCAGCCGGGGCCCUGUGCCCCAGAAAACACCUCCUAGGGCUGCACUCCUACCCUCACUUAACUCAGCUGUCAAUCAAGAAGGUAUUACAUCAAAUGCCAAUACCGGAUCUGUGGCUCACAGCACUUACGAUGAAAUUGAAGGAGGUGGCUUCUUGGCAACACCACAGCUUGUUAAUCAGAACCCCAAAACAAGCCGAAGUGUGGGAUAUGCAUACCCCUCCCUACCACCAGGCUACCAGAACACCACACCACCUGUGGCUGGAAUGCCACCCUCCUCCCUGAAUUACCCAAGUGGUCCCCAGGCCUUUACUCAGGCUCCCUUAGGUGCUAAUCAUUUAACUGCGAGCAUGAGUGGAUUAAGUCUACAUCCAGAGGGUCUAAGAGUUGUCAAUCUUCUUCAAGAAAGGAACAUGCUUCCUUCGACACCAUUGCAGCCUCCAGUCCCAAACUUGCUGGAAGACGUCCAGAAACUCAACUGUAACCCAGAGUUAUUUCGCUGCACACUGACUAGUGUCCCUCAGACUCAGGCCUUACUGAAUAAAGCCAAGCUUCCUUUGGGGCUGCUGCUCCACCCUUUCAAGGAUCUAGUGCAGUUGCCCGUAGUCACCUCCAGUACAAUUGUGAGAUGCCGGUCAUGCAGGACCUACAUCAACCCCUUUGUCAACUUUCUGGAUCAAAGAAGGUGGAAAUGUAACUUAUGUUAUCGAGUCAAUGAUGUUCCUGAAGAAUUCAUGUACAACCCUUUAACCAGAGUUUAUGGCGAACCUCACAAAAGACCUGAAGUCCAGAAUGCUACUAUUGAGUUUAUGGCUCCUUCAGAGUACAUGUUACGACCACCACAACCUCCAGUGUACCUCUUUGUAUUUGACGUAUCUCAUAACGCAAUAGAAACUGGAUACUUGAAUUCAGUUUGCCAGAGUUUGUUAGACAAUCUGGAUCUGCUUCCUGGCAACACUAGGACGAAGAUCGGUUUCAUAACGUUUGAUAGCACUAUCCAUUUCUACAGCCUUCAGGAAGGUCUCUCCCAGCCUCAGAUGCUAAUAGUUUCAGAUAUUGACGAUGUUUUUAUACCGAUGCCAGAGAACUUACUAGUAAACUUAAAUGAAAGUAAAGAGCUUGUCCAAGAUUUACUGAAAACGUUACCGCAAAUGUUUACUAAGACGCUGGAGACCCAGAGCGCCUUGGGUCCUGCACUUCAGGCUGCAUUUAAGCUGAUAUCACCAACUGGUGGUCGAAUGUCUGUCUUCCAAACACAACUCCCAACGCUUGGUGUCGGAGCCCUGAAAUCACGAGAGGAACCCAACCAAAGGUCAUCUGCUAAGGAAAUACACCUGACACCAUCCACUGACUUCUAUAAGAAGUUAGCCUUGGACUGCUCUGGGCAGCAGGCAGCCGUAGACCUAUUCCUUCUCAGUGGACAGUAUUCCGAUUUGGCUUCUCUAGGCUGUAUCUCUCGGUACUCAGCAGGCAGUGUGUAUUACUAUCCAUCAUACCACCAUCAGCACAAUCCAGUGCAAGUGCAGAAAUUCCAGAAGGAACUCCACAGGUACCUUACUCGCAAGAUUGGAUUUGAGGCAGUCAUGAGGAUCCGGUGCACCAAAGGUCUUUCCAUUCAUACUUUCCAUGGGAACUUCUUCGUCCGCUCUACAGACUUACUGUCUCUUCCCAACGUAAACCCGGAUGCUGGGUAUGCAGUACAGAUGUCAGUAGAAGAGAGUCUCACUGACACGCAGCUGGUUUCCUUUCAGUCAGCCCUCUUAUAUACAUCGAGUAAAGGUGAAAGAAGAAUCCGAGUCCAUACUUUGUGUUUGCCUGUAGUCUCUACCCUGAAUGAAGUCUUUCUUGGAGCUGAUGUGCAAGCAAUUUCAGGGUUAUUGGCCAACAUGGCUGUUGAUAGGUCAGUGACUGCCAGCCUAAGUGAUGCCCGGGAUGCUCUGGUGAACGCUGUCAUAGACUCUCUCUCAGCUUACCGCUCUUCAGUCCUGAGUAGCCAGCAGCCAGGCCUCAUGGUUCCUUUCUCCUUGAGGCUUUUCCCACUUUUUGUGUUGGCUCUCCUUAAACAGAAAUCUUUCCAGACUGGGACAAAUGUUCGUCUAGAUGAACGAAUUUUUGCCAUGUGUCAAGUGAAAAACCAGCCGUUGGUUCACCUCAUGCUCACAACGCACCCCAGUUUGUACAGAGUUGACAACCUCUCAGAUGAGGGAGCUCUCAACAUCAAUGACAGAACCAUACCUCAGCCCCCCAUUCUUCAGCUGUCGGUGGAGAAGUUGAGCAGAGAUGGAGCGUUCCUCAUGGAUGCAGGCUCAGUACUGAUGCUUUGGGUUGGAAGAAAUUGUGCACAGAAUUUUCUCAGCCAAGUUCUGGGAGUUCAAAACUAUGCAUCAAUUCCACAGACAAUGACAGACCUUCCAGAACUUGAUACACCAGAAUCUGCCAGAAUGACAGCUUUCAUCUCCUGGCUUAGAGAACAGAGGCCAUUUUUCCCAAUACUCUAUGUAAUCAGAGAGGAGAGUCUGAUGAAGGCAGCCUUCCUUCAGAACCUGGUAGAAGACAGAACGGAGUCAGCGCUGUCAUAUUAUGAAUUCCUCCUGCACAUACAGCAGCAAGUGAACAAGUGACAAGUCGUGGGCUGCUGAGGAACCACUUUCAGAGUUCCUGAGGAUACAGUACCUUCCUUUCCUCCUUAAAAUUGUGAACAAAUGUGAUGAUGAUUACGAUGUUUCACUGUGAUUUCAACCAACUAUAGCAAAUAAAGGACCACAGCUGAGGGUCAGACGUGCAACUCCAAAAUACUGUAUUUUUCAAAUCAAAAUAGAUGUCUACACGAUUGGAAACCUUUUUUUCCCCUUUGCUGCCAACUAUGUUUGAGUUGUUAUGGAUUGAGAUGAGACAAUAUUGCAGAGGCAAAGUACAUUUUAUAAAAUAAAGACUUCUGUGUUCUGCAUUUCUAUUUCUCAUUUUUUUUUUAUUUUUAUGAGUUUUUGGCUGCUACAUUUAAAAAACCUCACAAGACUACGUGUUGCAGGGAGUUUCAAGUCUAUCAAUAAUGAUCUUUUUUAAAUUGGGAAAUCCAAAAGUCAACAGACUGUAGAAAAGCUGGAAUCCAUUCCCUUUACAUGUUUGGUUUUUGCCCCACCCCCCCACCUUUUUUUAAGGAAGGCAAAAGAUCAUGUUAACUAAAGUUGGAGUAAGCCAGCUCUGGUCCUGCUUGGGAAGAACAUAAAGUAACUGUCAAGCUUUAAAGUCUGUCAGUAUUUUCUCUACUUGAACAAAGUCACUUUAAUUUGAGGUGAAAACUAAUUAGGUGGUUUUCUGCUGUUUUAUUCUGCCAUGAAUAGAAUUUGAGCUGUCUUCAUGAAGAUCCCAGGACUGGUAUUGAAGUAGGAGCCCGUUGCCUUGACCCACUGAGUGGGCUUUUGUUUGGUCCAUUCCUGCUGUGAUUGAUAAAGAGUUGUGACUGUGGCACACCAGAGUGACAGCAGCUGAAAGUUCCAUCAAUGCAGCCUUAGAGUACAUUAGCAUUUCUCUAAGGAGUUUAAUAAUUACAUUGGAAGCCACUCAUGUAUUCUGAGAUAUUAAAACCUGUUAAAAGUGUGGAUGCUGCUGUCUGAGUUGGUGGACAUUAAGAUUGUACAAAUCCAUCGUAUUAAAGUUAUAAAAGAAACUUGAUUUCUUAACAUGCUCUAAAGACUGCUUGUUUUGAUUCAGUUAGAUUACAGUCAAACUAUCGGAUGGCUUUUGUUUACAAAUAGGUAAAUUAUCCGUGUGUAUUUAAGUGCUGUGUUGUCUUUAAGGGUUUGCCUCAGUUUUCACAGGUUCAUCAUCGUGUAUGAACUUCUCCAGUAAUGUCUGUGUGUAAGACUCAGAGAUUUUUUCUGUUUUUUGUUUUCAUAGAUUAGAAAUGUGUUUACAGUCUCCGUCUCAAAUGAUCACCAGUGAAAUGUAACUUCCAGGCUUACAUCCACAGGGGCUGACUUUAACUCCUGGAAGGGAAGCAGCAGGUCCCUAGAGUAUAGAGCCACUGCUUGCCAGCGGCUUCCCAGUAACAGGGAGAGUAACAGUGUUAGGGUUCAUUCUCUUUUUAAAUUCUAAGCCACACAGCAUGGUGGUUCAUGAUCCUUACUCUGGUAUUUAAGAGGCUAAAGCAGGAGAUUGCUAGCUUGGCUACAUAGCAAGUGCGAGACCAGCCAGACUUUGUCUCAAAAAGACAAUUGUUUCAGUGUACAUAUAGUACAUUCAAUUGAGGUUUGGUUUUUUUUUUUUUUUUUUUUUUUUUUUUUUUUUUUGUUUUUUUUUUUUUUGAAAGCUGCUUCAUUUAUUGAGAAGCAUUUUUCAAACUAUAACCAAUUAAAUUUAUAUUGUUUCUCCUCUUUUUAAGAGACAGCCAUUAUAUACAAUGUUCCUUUAAAUGAACUAAAGUCUUCUUUUUAAUGCGAUUUUAAAUGUUAGUGUUUUUUAGGUUCUCUCUUCAUAGUAAGGAAUCUUCCAGAGGGAAAUGUUGCGCUCCUAGGGAAACCUUCCCCGUGCCUUCCCUGAGUGAGUCUGACCCUAUUAGCACCUGCUUGGUAGUAUAUUUCACAAAUUUACUUUUAAAUUUUAUUUUAGAUAUUAUAUAAUGUGCAAUCCAGAGUAAUUUUAUAACAGUCAUAAAAACAUAACUAUUAAGGUUCACAACCUUGUUCUCUAGACAAGAGAAUGAACCUAUACUGAUAUAAUUAUUUUUUUGCUAUGUUGAAUGUUUUUCAGUUUUGACUUUUUUUCAGUAAGACACUACCCGUCCUACCAUCCUGUAUUACUUUCUGAUGUAAAGCAACUAAUAUUUACACUAUGCCAUAUUUUUUUUAUUGUAGUUGUAAAUUAUGAAAGAUCCUUGAAUUUUCUACAGAUCUACAACUACUAAAGUAACAGACAAGGGCAAUCUUGAUAUAUAAAUCUGAGCAUGGCAGUUCUACCAUAAAAAGUACUCUAUUUUUCUAAUUUCUAGAAUUUUUAAAAUAAUGUUUCUGUAAGUCUGACAUACUAAUAUUCACUCAAGCAGUAACAUUUAUUUUAGCUUGCAUAUAUUUUAAUUUAAUGUAAUGUAUUGAGUCUAAUAGACUGUUUUGCAAUAAUUAGAGUAAAAGAUUUACUUCUUCUAAUCAGAGAUGCAGAACAGCUCUCAUCUAGGGACCACCAAAUGUGAGUUCACAGUUUUAACUACUAUAAACACAAUCCGUACAUAGAAAAUUUAAUUUUGUAAAGUAGCCUGUAUGAUAUUGUAACAUUAAGUCCAUGUUCUCAAAUCAAAAAUAUGUGUUGACCUCCAGUGUGUUGUGCUCAGUCUUGCUCUGAAAUGUUGAGGCAAGAUUGGUCUUCCUUUUUACAGAUUGUAAUUUUCACUGUUUUAUUCCUGUUUUUAAAAAAAGUCAUUUGUAACCCAUGCAAACAAUCGUUUGAUCUGUGCUAACUUAUAAAUUUGGCUAUUCAAUAAAGUUAAUCAAAAGAGCUUA